Molecule: messenger RNA, 234 nt
Organism: Penicillium pulvis
Lineage: Eukaryota; Fungi; Ascomycota; Eurotiomycetes; Eurotiales; Aspergillaceae
Exons: 2
Coding region: 1-234 (77 amino acids)
Source: RefSeq, a predicted model, not a curated record
AUGUCGCUACCUCUCACCAUCCUCGAUCUUCCCAACGAGGUUCUAAACCUUAUUGCUCAGCAUCUUGAUGCUUUCAGGGGCUCCCAAGCUUGGCUCUUUGGGAUUGAAGGCUACGCAGACAUCAAAACCAUUGAGUCUCAAAUCUUUGGCGCACGACUAAAUUGCUUGCGCUGGAGCCCAUAUGGCUCUUCUCCGUCUCGUCACGAUCCAGAUGGGCCUGGUGAAGAGGGAUGA